GUUCUGUCUACCAACCUGUUUCGUGAGUACCACUACGUGAGCAGCCCCAAGACAUGGGCUGAAGCUCAGCGGUACUGCAGAGAGACGUACGCCAACCUGGCCACCGUGGACAGCCCAGAGGAAAGCGACAGUCUGCUCCAGAAAGUUCAGGAACCUGAAAAAUUUGCCUGGAUGAGCCUUUUCGACAACACAGCGAACUGGAAGUGGGUAAUUGGAGACGAAGAUUUUAACCCUGAAGAUUUUAGUAACUGGAAAAAUGGUGAGCCUAACACUUUAGGCUCCAAAGAGGCGUGUGCGGUGAUUACGCAAGCUGGGCUUUGGCGAGACGAGAUUUGUGACACAGAACGUCCCUUUAUCUGUUUCCACGGUGAGAUCUUUGGGUUUCUUAAACUAAGUUUAGUUACUAAAAGACAGAGUACAACUUCUGCUCCCUGACAUCCAUCUCCACAAAAGCAUAGUAAAAAUAAAAAAGGCUUUUCACUUCAGUGGAAACAUAGGUCCAGUCAGAAGUUUGCUGCAUACAUCAAGGGCAGUAACGCCACAUUAACUUCGGGCUUUGAAUGAUUUAUUUGGAUGGUUGUUUUAUCAGGAUGGAAGGAUGAUGCAACACACAACUUCUCUGAAUUAAAGCCAAUGCUCACAUAUAUUCUUUUCAGCAUUCUACGAAGUGCUUUUGUUGCAUCAUCCCUGAGGCCUGUUAAAAGAGUCGUUCAACUAAAUCAUUUAAAGUCCACAUGUAAUGUGGCGUUCGCGCCGGUGAUGCACGCACGCAGACAUCUGAGGUUUGCAAGAAAGAUGGGUGAAAACUUUUCCAUAUUUUGUCACAUUACAACCACAAACUUGGAUACAUAUUUCAUUGGAAUUUGAUGGGAAAGACCAGCACAAAGUGGCAUACGAUUGAGAAGUAGAAGGAUUAUACAUGAACAUCUGACAGAGCAGUGUUCAAUCCAUCAUCAGGAAAUGGAAGAACUGCAGAACUAUCAUCGAGAAUCCAACUUAAAGAAGCUUAAGCAUGUAUGUUAUUCUUGGGGUUUUUUCUGCUUACAGAACAGGGCCGCUCAAAAUACAUUUAGUGGAAACCGUUAUGUUUUGGAACGACGCUAAGAACUACUGUCGAUCCCACUACACGGACCUCAUCACGGUGAGGAGCAUGUCUGAGAACGAAGAAAUCCACCCACUGAUUGAGACGAACCACUGGAUCAGCCUUCACAGAGCUCUCUGGGCUAACUGGUCUGACCUUACCCCAGUUCACUUCACCAACUGGGAGACGGGCCAGCCCGACAACAACGGCGUCACCAACAUGACUUCCUGUGCUGCCGUGGAUACGAGCACCGGAACGUGGUGGGAUGUUGGCUGCAGUGAAAAGCAUGAGUUCAUCUGCCAGACUCUAAUUCCAUACAGUAGGAGGCUGGAGCUGCGCUUCCAGUCCGAGGUUAACCUGACCGACCCCGACGCCCAGCAGCAGAUUUUACAGCAGCUACAUGCAAAGUUGAACUCUGACGAGUUGACAGAAUUUAAACUGCGCUGGAUCAAGAAAUACGGCGUCACUUUUCACAAGGAGCAGAGGAAGAAGACGUAAGUGUAAACGCAUCCUGUGUCUGCGUGCGUUUUCUGUAAUAAAUAAACCUAACGUUGCUCGUCACAUUUUACAGAUUAACUAACGAGCUCAUGAAACAUUUGUGACAAAUUCAUAUAAAAAUAUAUUUUUUAGCCUUUGUUGAUUUAGGAUGAAGAACUGAGCUGGUGCUGGUCCUACACAGCCAUGAAUUAUUAAAAAUGCCUUACGAUGAAAAAACUAAAACAAAUAAUA
Molecule: messenger RNA, 1810 nt
Organism: Poecilia reticulata (guppy)
Lineage: Eukaryota; Metazoa; Chordata; Actinopteri; Cyprinodontiformes; Poeciliidae
Product: collectin-12-like
Source: RefSeq, a predicted model, not a curated record